AGGGAGGAAUAUAUUUCUCCGGAGUACAAAUAUCGAUUGCCUUGUCUGGGGCGUAUUGUGUGCGUUCGGAAACUCAGUUCGCCUUUCAUGAACUCACGUGUCGCCGCGUAACUGUAGACUGUUCAUAUGUCGACGCACAGCCAGUACACGCACUGCAUUUCGCGUUGUACCCAGCAGUCGUGCGUUGUCCUAUGCUUGUGUGUGUUCUGCUAUGGCGGCGUCACAAUUCGCAGAUGACUUAGUCCGGGAUUAUUUGCGCUAUCGUGGUUUUUUUGCAUCCCUUAAAGCAUUUGACUCCGAAGUGAAGGCAGACAAAGACAAAGGUUUCCGACCUGAUCGCGUAGUGGAACACUUGAGCGCCUGCAUAGAAUCCAUGGACUUGGUAGGUCUGCGAGACACCUGGAGCCACUUAGACAGCCACAUUUUUCGACGACUUGAGCAGUCUUUUAUUCCCACUGUGCGGAAGUUGGAGAUGGCCCUGCUGCGCAUGUAUGUUGUUGCAUGUGUCACCAACAGCCGGCAAGACAAGCUUACGGAGUUCUUCGAUAAAAUGGCUCCUGAAUUACAUUUCCAGGCUGAAUGGAAAGAGUGGUUUGCACUCCCAUUUUUGAAGUGUGUGGAAGACAACCCAAAUUUUCAAGUCUACUUCACGCGCCAGUGGCAAGAAAUGAUGAUAAUCUCCUUAAGAAACUUCCUGAGUGUUGUAUAUCAAAGCAUGGCAUUGCCAACACUCCUGAGCUAUGAUGAAGACAUGAACAAGAUGCAGUUCUUGCAAGAAGAAAAUGAAUCUCUAAAGCAACAGCUGGCAGCUGGCAGGCCUGAAGUGUGCGAGACAGCAGAUGUUCUUGUUGCUCCUGAAGAGCCCAUGGAUGAUUUUUAUGUGAUAGCACAGGAGACUCCAGCUGCGGAGGGGGGCAGAAGAAUUUUACCAGCACUUAUGCGGACAUUUGGCAACAUUCAAACUUCACCUGUGACUGGUCGCAAACUGCAAGCAGACCAAAAGAAACAGACAUCAGAAGAGCAAAACAAAACAAAACGACCCCCAGCCAAUAGCACUUCUGAAAGCCAAACAUUGCCCCAAGACACCUCGACAGCAUCUUCUUUACAACUGAAGGAUGUAACAUUAGGUCGGCUUGCAGAGAAGCUGGAACGAGCAACUACGUCAACUUUUUUCUUGAAGAGCUCUUCUGGUGAGGAGGACAAGUUGCUCUUGCUCAAUCAAGAGGAGUACAGUGAACACCAGUCAUGCAUCACCCAUUGCAAGUUCAGCAAUUCAGGCACCCUGGCCAGUGCCGACACAGCCGGUGUGAUAAAGGUCUGGAGUUCCAACCCAUCUCCAAGAACGCUGGCCACUAUUGUGUCGUCCAAGUCUAGUGUGACAGCCCUGGAGUGGGUGCACAAGCACGAUCACUUGUUGGUUUAUGGGCUCAAGCAGGGAAACCUGCGGUUGUAUGACAUCAAGGAACGGAGAGCGCUUUUUGAUAUUGUGCCUGAGUCUGCGUCUGUUCUUAAAGAGCACAGUGUUGCUUGCCUAGCGUGCAGUCCAGUAGAGCCAGUCAUGGUGAGUUCACUUCACUCAGAGCCCUCCUUGGCAACAACUGCACCAGCUCCGGGGAAGCUGCUUCUGUGGGACUUGAAAAGCAAGCAGCUCCAGGGGCACCUUAAAUGCAGCUCAUCAGUGAAUUGCUGUGUAUUCAGCCACAAUGGCCAACUGCUAUUAUGUGGGACAUCAGGAGGCAACAUAUGUCUUUUUGAUGUGAGAACUCAUGAAUGCAUUACAAAUUGGGUAGCCCAUGAGUCUGAAGUCUUUUCAGUGCAGUUCAGCAGGGAUGAAGCCACAUGCUUCUCAAUAGGAGCUGGGGGCACUCUGAGCCAGUGGAAUGUGUACAAGACAGGCCAGAAAGUAGCUGACUUUCCUCUCCAUGCUGGCUGUAUGGGACCAUCAGGAUUCCGGCCUGUAGGGAAACUUUUUUCACUAGGUGCCGACAGUGAGCAUAUCUUAACAUGCGCACCCACUUCCGGAAUUGUAUACAAGGAAGAAAAUGGCAGCUUUACUAAUGUCCUUUCUGUCGGCGACCAUAAGAGUCAUGUUGUUACUGUGGAUUGGUCACCAGCUGUGGACUGCAGCACUUGUGCUACUGCAUCAGUUGAUGGCUCCAUUUCCAUUGCAACACUCUUCAGCCAUGUCUGACAGCAAGUACUGUAGCUGCUAAACCUUAGCCUUGAACAAUGCUGCAUAGGAAAUGCCCUGGCAUACAUGGCAGCAGCUGGAGUGCUAUGUAAGUUGUUAUGUAAGAUGUGGUGCGACCUUUCACUGACACUGCUGCCGUCCUCUGACUUGAGGUGUGCGGUCAGCUACUUACUCCAGACUUUUACUAAAAAGUGACGUUGAACUCUGCAAUGCUCACUUUGUGAUUCAGUAGGCAAUAUUGCCAAGUGUACAGCAUUGGUGUGCUGUUUACCUGUAUAAACUCUUCUGUAUAAAGAUAGUUUGCUAAAUACUGCGUUAGUGUGCUUUGAUCUAUAACAUGAGCUGCUCCUCUUAUUACUGUAAAAUUCCACAUGUAAUACGAGGUUGUUUUCCAGGUUUUGGUGUGUCAAAUUGGUGUUUUGUGUGAUAUUCAGGCACAACAUUAUUUGGAACUUCAAAGGAGUACUGACAGAAAUAUUUUGUAUCUUGCUUUUUCUGCUUUAAUAGAUAGCUACUGACUCCAUAACAACAGUAUGGUGCCAGAAUUCCUUGAAUGUGCAACAAAUCAUUAAUGAUAUUGUCUUUUAUUGUGACCAGUUCAAAAUGUUUGCCAAAAUCAGCACAGCUUCGUUGCGUAUGGUGUGCCAACGAAGAACUCUCAGUCAUUUAACAAAAUCUGAGGUAGCGUUCAUGCGGUAUCACAAACCACUCAUCCACAUGUCAGUCAGCCUAGUGCAGUGGGAACAGCUCCCGCAGUGGUCGCAAGCCACACAAGGGCUGUGUUGCAGAAAGCUGGGCGUGUACUGCACAACCAGUCUUUCACUCUCUGCAUUCAACAUGCGGUAAGCUUAGUCCUCUGCUGUCGCUUCUCUCAGAAUGCGCCACGCCUUUCCCGCCUCCUCUUUCUCUAUGGCCUCAUCUCUUGGCAAGAUGAUUGUGGUGCAGUGGUGACCACUGCACUGACUUGUAUGACAUGAUAUCAUGUGACCACAAUCCUGAUUUUAAUAUUUUUGCGAUGUUUUGAGGAUCUCUGGUCAACAGCCUGCUGUUUGCAUAUAUUUCUUGCAGUUUUCAAAUUUGUUGCAUGAAAAUACUACAUAAUUUCAUGGUUUGUUGUGUGUUCAAGAAAUUGAGGCCUCACAUAGGCGUUGCAGUGUUGGCAGUUAUCUAAUAAAGCAAAAAAACUAGACAAAAUUUUGUGUCAGUACUCUUUCAAUAGUUUGUGGCCAUACAUGAUCAAAAACAGAGUGAUGGUAUUCAACAUGAUUGAAGUUCUACCCACUUUACAGCCACCAAAUUUUUUCUUGUAUUUUGUUUGGAUUCAUUGCCAGGUUAAAGUAAAAUGAAUCUAAUCUGUUUUUAUUCCAAAUCUGCCAUGAGUCCUCUAUAAUAGGUCAAGACUGGCUCGGGCCCCGCCCAUAUAAGCUAGUCGUAGGUUUAGAAUAGAUUGAAAUAGUGUUGUGUUAUCUUGGCCCAUGUUAUGUACAGGCUUUUAUGGAAUAUCUUUUCCAUGUGUUUGCUUAGAUGGGUGUUUAAGCCUCCCCAGUUGCACCAUUUUGUUAAUUUUCUGUUUACUGGCAAAUCUUUUUGCCGAAGUUCAUUGGCAAAAUUAGCAUUUUACUUCCCGUUUACUUAUACAUUUAAUAAUUCAGUCAUUCAUCACAAUAGCCUCCUACAAAGGCAAUGACAGGUGGACUGGAAGUUUGUUUACGCCUCCUGCUCACAUUAUCAACAAGAAUUGCUAAGUGGUGCCAAAAGGGAUUGUAUUAAAUAACACUUAGGUCAAGUACAAAAAAAUGUUGUAUGCAAGUUAUGUAAUGAAUUCUAACAUAUACUUAGAUAUUCUGGUAGCGUGUUCAUAUUUCACACAGGAAGAAAGUGUAAUAAAGCAUCUUGCUGUGAAA
This is a messenger RNA of Dermacentor andersoni, 4095 nucleotides long. RefSeq names its product WD repeat-containing protein 91. NCBI's taxonomy places the organism in Eukaryota, Metazoa, Arthropoda, Arachnida, Ixodida, Ixodidae. The record is from RefSeq and is a predicted model, not a curated record. Gene Ontology annotation, biological process: negative regulation of phosphatidylinositol 3-kinase/protein kinase B signal transduction; early endosome to late endosome transport. Gene Ontology annotation, molecular function: protein binding; phosphatidylinositol 3-kinase inhibitor activity. Gene Ontology annotation, cellular component: late endosome membrane; early endosome membrane.